Messenger RNA from Tinamus guttatus (white-throated tinamou), 1704 nucleotides. RefSeq names its product lactamase beta like 1 (gene LACTBL1). Lineage: Eukaryota; Metazoa; Chordata; Aves; Tinamiformes; Tinamidae. The record is from RefSeq and is a predicted model, not a curated record.
CCCAGCAGCAGGGGCCUCCUCAGGUUCUCUGUUAUGGAAGUGCGGUGGAUCCACGUCUUGGUCAUCUUCUUCUUCCUGCUCUCGGUGGCUAUGACGGGCUGCUUCCUCUGGCAGUACAGCCUCCCCAAGGUGGAGCCCAGCCCCUCUGUGAUGGAGGUGAGAUCGGAAGCUGUGCAGAUGUGUCCUCGCUAUCCUGAGCCGGUUCCACUGGACCAUCCCAUCCCCAUUCUGAAGGAAGCACUGGAGAAGGUGGAUCUGAUGCUGCGCCAAAGGAUUCAUAACUCUGGCCUCCCGGCCAUGUCUGCCAUCGUUAUCUACAACGAUACCGUGCUCUGGACAGGCAACUUUGGGAAGAAGAACGGUUCAGACCCCUCCUCCGUGGUGCCCAAUGAGUACACGAUCUACAGAAUUGCCAGCGUCUCCAAGAUCUUUCCCACCAUUAUGUUGUACAAGCUGUGGGAGGAAGGUAAAGUCACAUCACUGGAUGACCCCUUGGAACGUUAUGCCCAGAACUUUGCCAUUAAAAACCCCCUGGGGAAGCUCAAGGAAUCGGAGCAAAGAUACACAGCAGAUGGGCUGGUGUUUUUGGAGAAAGGCUCAAUGCCACUUAAGCCAUCGCCGGUCACCUUGCGCAGAAUGGCCAGCCAGCUCUCAGGUCUGCCCAGGAGGCUGCGAUCUACCAGCCUGCUGUGGAAAGGCAACACACAGGAUGCUCUUGCUCUCCUGAAAGAUGAUGUAUUGGUUGCUGACCCAGGAACCAGAUGCCAUUACAGCAAUUUAGCCUUCUCCCUAAUGGCACACGUGCUGGCCGACCACGCGGCGGAGGGGCAAUACCAGCGCUGGGUCUCAGAGAACGUCCUGGACCGCUUGGGCAUGGAGGACACCGGCUUCGACAUCACGCCACCCAUCCGCUCGCAGAUGGCCGUGGGCUUCUGCUGGUACAGACCUUCUGGCCAGAUGUACUCCACGGCUGCCGACCUCGCCAAGCUGGCAAUGGUCUUUUUGGGCACCUAUCACCGUCGCCUCCUGGAGCCGGACACCGUGAAGACGAUGCUGACCCCUCUGUUUAAGUGCUCCACUGAGUAUUUUGCUAACAAAACUGGCACUCCUUGGGAGAUUAAUGAGCAACUGGGCUACGACGUCAUUAGGAAGGAUGGAGACCUUGAUGGUUAUUCGGCUACGUUCUCCCUUAUCUCCAAACUCCGUCUCAGCUUCAUCGUGCUGAUGGCAGGGCCUCGGCCACAAGGGAGGGACAUCGUGACUCAGGCAUAUGAGUAUCUCAUUCCUGCCAUGGAGACAGCGUUCAGGGAGGCAGAGAAAAGCUUGACUCCUCCUCCAAGCCCAGUCCCUUAUGUUGGCUACUACACCUAUUCCAACCUGACUUUCUAUGAGAUCAAAGUUGGACCUGGUGGGGUGCUGGUCAUGCAGCAGUUUGGGCCUCACGUUGAAGAGCUGAUCCCUGAGAAGUACCGGACAAUCAAGCUCCACCACUUGGAAGACCGAGUCUUCCAGGUUGUUUUUGACAAGGAGUUCCCAUGUGUUCUGCACCUGGGCUCUGCCUCCAUCUCACUGGAGACUCAGGAUGGGCAGCUUUUUAAUUUCUAUCCGUUCGACCGCAAGGGCUUGUCUCCUGGUUUUGAUGCACCAGGGCUGAACACGUACAACGUGGUGCGUGUGCUUCGUAAACCCGUAUUCUAUAGCUAA